AUGCAAUUAGUACAAUGUAAUGUUUGUGUGGCAUCAUUUGAUCUAAGUUAAGAGGCAAUUAAAGUUUAAGUUAAUGAAAGAUAAGGUGAUAGUAAAUAAGCAAAUGUGAAACUAUAAAUAAAUUUAAGAGAAGAUUGUUUAAUAACUCAUUUAAUUUUGAAAUGGAGUGAUACUUAAAUAAAAGGAUUCGCAUUUACAUCCUUAGAAUGUUUGGAUUGUUUUGAUUAAACAUACAAUCGUCUGAUCAAUAGUAAAGAAGUUGUAAAUGCUGAAUAAUGUAAUAGUCAAUACAAAAUUGUUGGUCUUGGAUUUGGUCGGAAACUUAGACUUUCUUUUAGUGUUUGUGAACCUCCUUAAUAAUUAGAAAAUAAACUUAAAGCUAAACUAUCAAUAUAAGUUUAUGGCUAUUCAUUAUAUUAAUCUCCUGCUGCAAAUUAAAUGGUAGCUCUUUUAAAUAUUAGUCACAUCUUCAAAAAAAAUAAUAGAGAAAUUAAUUAAGCUGAAGCAGAUAUUCUUUUAGGCUUAUCUCUUCUUUCUUCAAGAAGAUUUGUUUAAGCUGCAGAAAUAUUCAAAAAAGUAGCUAAUUUUUAUGCUGAAAAAGCUUAAAUUUUGGUUAAGCAAAAAGAUUUUUAUUUUUUAAGAGCUAGUGGACUUUAAAUAUUAAUAGCUGAUUCAAUUAAUUAACCUUCUAUGUUAAAUGAAAAACUUUAAGCAUUGAAAUAUGCUGUCUAAUAUGUUAAUAUUUAAUACGAUAAGACAUAAUUACUUUUUACAUUACAAAAUACAGAUUCAUAUGAAUGUAUACUUAGACUUUCAGAUGAUCUAAUUAAAAUCAUAAGCAGAGUACUUCUUUUAGAAGAUAAUUAAAAUUUUGAUGCUUUAAGAAUGGCAAAUAUGAGAUGCUUAGAAUUUAUAAUAGAAUAACUUGGUUGUGGAUUAGGUGGAUAAAUUAUUUAGAUAUUUAAGUUAUUUUUGAAAAUGUUAAAUUAAUAAUAAGGAUAAUUGAUAGUAGAAAUGAUUUAUAAAAUAGUAAAUAUGAUAUUGUAAGAAUUAAGUUAAGCUACUCUCAAACUCAUUCAAGAUAUUUGGAAUCAAACUAUUAUUUAAGGAUUAUUUGAUGUCAAUAUUGAAGGAUAAAAAUUAAUUAUGAAAAUUUGUGAAUAUUUAUUAUAAGCUGAUUAAGCUCACUUUAGAAUUGAUAUUUUAUUCUUGAAGUAAUUAAAUUAAGUCGAAGAAUCUAAAAUAUGGAAUCUAGUAUUACAGAAUAUUAUACCUAAAUAAAAUGAAAAAAAAAUCAGCAAAAUAAUUGCUUGGGCUAAUUAACAAUUAAUAGAAUCCUUAAAUUUUACAAAUUACAACAAUUUAUCACAAUCUCAAUAGUAUUAAAUAAUUAAGUUAUUAUAACUAAUAUCCAUUAUAGUAAGAUAAUAAAAAGAAGAAUCUUAAAUUCCAUUUUUUGAAGAGAUUCUAAAUAAAUAAUUAACAAACAACAUUAAGAUUAAAUAACUCUAUACUACUGCCAAUUAAAACCUAAUUACUUUAAAACCAAUUCUAAUUAAAUUAUUAGAUCAAACAGUAAAAGGUAAGAUUCAAUUUGAUUGUUUUGAACUUGUUUGGAAUAUCCUUAUAGAAAUUUUAAUUGAUGGAAAUGAAUUUGAUCAAAUGUAUGAACUCAUUAAUCCUUUUCUAUAAAAUAUAUUUCUAAUAUGCUAAACUACAUCCCCUGGAUAAGAUAUUUUAGUAGUUUUGGAUAAAAUACUUAAAACUAUUUAAUUUUAAUGUCCAUAACUCAUAUAAAAAUUUGAAUCAUAAAUUUAUUCAUAUGUUGAAAUUUUUUGCUAAAGAGUACCUCAUAGUAUUCAUGAUGAAACUUUUAAAAUAUUUGAUAUCUUGAUUGCUUUCAGUUAAGAAUUUUUAGAUUAGGCAUUAAUUGAGAAAUGUGUAAUGGCAUUAAUUGAUUAAUAUACUGUUAAAGGAUAAGCUUAAAAAUAAUCAAAAUAAAAUUUUAUUAAAAUGAUUGUUUAAUAUUAAAAUCAUUUCUAUUCAUUGAUAUAAGUAUGUCUAAUAUAAAAUCAAGAGCCUUUAAUUCAAUCAAACUUAAUUUCAGAGAAUAAAAAGGAACAUAAAUAAGAUAGAGAAAAAGUUAAGAAAGAAUUUAAAUCUGAUAACAAGUAAUUAACAUAGGAAUAUGAAAUUUUUAAUGAAAAAGUACAAUUUAUUUGUGAAUUAUUUUCUGAAAUGGGAUAACAAUUUAAAGUAGUAGCUUAACUAAUUUAAAAUAGUCCUGAUUUUAUUUAAUCUUUAAUUAAUCUAAUUAAAUCACUUAAUUCAAAAAUAAGAUAAAAAGGACAUUUAACACUUUAGCUUCUUAUGGAAUGUUUUAUAAAUAUUGAAACAAGUACAAGAAUAAAAUUUUUUGAGGAUAGAAUAAUUUUUGUUAAGUUUAUUAAAGAUAUAUUAACCCAUUCACUCUAAGAUAAAACUGAUUCUAAAUGUAUUUUAAAUUCAUUGCUUAUUUUAAAUAACAUAUUUAAUUUGAAAUUUUAAAAAAGUGAAUAUUCAAAGGUUUUAGAUGAAGUAUCAAGUUUAUGGAAUGAAGUAUCAGAUUUAAUAGAUACUCCAUUUAAUAGUAUUUAUGUAUUAUUUUUUGAUCUUUUGAAUCAAUGGGGACAAUUAUUAAAUAAAAUGCCUAAUUCAACUAAACUUGAUGAUUUUAUAGAAAGGAUAUUUUUAUGGACCUAAGAAAAGUUAGAUUGUUAGGAACCAUGGCAUUAGUAUAAUAUUUUAAAAUUUUGUGGUUAUAUUUUUGGAUUAGAUUCUGGUAAGAAUUUUAGAGUAUUUCCUUCUAUAAACUCUUCUUUUUUUGAAUAAGCAAGUAAAUUGUAGAAUAGUUAAAAUAAAUAAUUAUAAUUAAUGUCGAUAGUAAUGAUUUAAUUGUGUACUCCUGAAUAAAUAGCAAUAAGGAUAAUUUAAUAAAUGGCUGAGCAAUACAAUUAACUUAGGCAUCGAUAAAAUAAAUAAAGAGAUUAAAUUAAUAGAUAAUCUGAAAAUAUAAUUCAAUAAUUAUUUUAGAGAUAGAAUUCUUUUAAAGAUUUAAUGAUGUAAUCAGAUACUUUUGGAUCAACAUCAAUGGAUGAAUUUGAGUUAAAUUAAGAAGAUUUUUUGUGGAUUCGUAAAGUUGAUUAAGAAAUUUUAUCUCAAUGUUUACAAACUUUAUUUAUGUAUUAGGUUUAAUAGGAAAGUAAAAUUAGAUAAUCUGAUAUUUUAGAUAAAGAAAUUAGCAUGAAAUAAAGCAAUAAUUUAAAUUAAAAUACAAAUAAGAAUAUAUUGGAUGAUGAUCCAAUAGAUUUAGAUGAUUUAGGAAUUAUUGAAGUAGAUGAUGAAGAAUGGAAUGAAUACGAUGAUUUGAGAAAAAUUCCAAUUUUAAAGGAAAGAAUUAAAACAAUAUCACCUCACAUUGGAAGUAGAACACCAAAUGUAGGAAUAGGAAAAUAAAGUUAAGAAAGAAGAUCUAGUGGAAAUAGAUAAAUAUUUGAUUAAAGAAAAGGAGAAGUAGAAGAUUAAGUUUUAAAAACUUUAAGACCUCACAAUUAAGUAUUUAGACCUUUGACACCUCCUAUUGGAUAAUAACCAUAAUCAAAUUCUUAAGUAACAACAACUGAAAUUUAAAGAGAUAUGUAAUUAUUUUCUGAUUAUAUGUUACAAAAUCCAUAAUAAUUUUAGAAAAUUAUGGAAGAAAUUAAAAUUAAUAAUAAUACUAAUUCAUAAUCUUAAUUAUAACAGCCUAUAAUUAAUAAUGAAUAAUAGGAUUCUUAGUUCGAAAAUUCAAGAAGGAGAGUUGAUGAACUAGAGUUUGAUCCUCAAUUUUCAAAUUCAAGUUAGGAUGAUAUUACAGAUGAACCAUAAAUUAAAUCUAAUUAAUAGUAUAAUUUGUAAUUUUAUUAGACAUUAACAAAAAAAGAAGAAAUCUAAAAAAUAGCCUUCUGUUAAAAAACUUAAAUCACCUAUUCACCAAUCUUUGUAUCAAUCUUUAAAGCAAUCAACCUCUCAAUUAAAUGGAAAAAGUGAUGAGAAAAAUAAAAAAAAGACAAAAACUAAAUAAUCUUGAGAUUAAUAUGAG
Molecule: messenger RNA, 4120 nt
Organism: Paramecium sonneborni
Lineage: Eukaryota; Ciliophora; Oligohymenophorea; Peniculida; Parameciidae
Source: the annotation of a GenBank genome assembly